AUGGCAUGCAGGCUGAAAAGAACAUGCUCCGUCGCUGGCUGUGGAAGAAAACACACGAAAUUUCUCCACAUCCUGCAGCCGCAAGAAGAAACAACUCCGUCAACUACCCAACCAGAGGCCCAAGUUCGAAAUGGCUAUAUCGACUCAGCCGAAGACACAAGCUGUAAUAAUAUCACAGGGGCCGGUAGCAGAAGCGUCCUACCCAUCGUAUCUGUGAGGGUUCAAGCUGCACAAGGUAACACGUUUGUGCGGACCUACGCAUUGUUGGACACAGGCUCUACAAACACUUUCUGCACCGAGCAGUUAGCUCAAUGUCUUGGAGUGAAAGGGACCAAGCAGAAACUCAGCCUGACAACGCUUGACAAGAUAGACAGUACAAUCGAUACGACUUUGGUGAGCUUAGUCGUAGACUCUGGUCCGACUACAGAAAGACUAGAGAUGACAAAAGUGUACACGAAACCAAAGAUCAACGUUCAUGGUACACACAUGGCAAAAAUGGACGAAAUAUCAGGAUUGCCUCACUUGAAAGGUAUUGAUUUGCCAUUUGCUGGAGAGAAGGAAGUUGAGCUCCUGAUAGAACAAGAUGUUCCAAAAGCACUGAUGCCGCUCGAAAUAAGGGCAGGAAAAGAAGGACCAUACGCGCUAAGAACAGCCCUGGGAUGGUCAUUGCAUGGUUCAGUGAACCAAGUGAGCGGAAAAAGACAAGAUUUGACCGCUAGUUCCAGCUUCAUCCAAGGAGACAUCUGCUUUGAAGAACAGUUAGAUAAAGUUUGGAAACUGGAAGCGUCAGAUUGCACAAGUGAUGAAAGAGGCCUGUCAGUAAAUGACCAAAGAGCGCUGAAGGUUUGGAAAGAUGGAGUAUGUAUGGAAGGAGGACAUUACCAGUUACCUGUGCCAUUUAAGAAAUGUUCACCCAGUUUGCCAGAUAACCGAUGGCUAGCUGAGCAAAGGUUGCAAGGUCUCGCAAGAAAACUUGGCAAUGAUGAUAAGCUGCAUCGUAAGUACCAAGAAGGAAUCAAGGACUUACUUAAGAAGGGAUAUGCUGAAGAAGUGGAAGGGCAAGAAUGUAAGCCCGAUGACAAGCCUGUGUGGUAUCUGCCUCAUCACCCUGUAUUUCAUCCUAUGAAACCAGACAAAUUGCGCAUUGUGUUCGAUUGCGCAGCCAUAAGUGGCGGCGUGUCCCUCAAUAGUGAAGUACUGCAAGGACCAGACCUAACAGACAGACUGAUAGGAGUCUUAUUGAGAUUUAGACGGGAACCAGUUGCCUUCAUGGCAGAUGUAGAGGCCAUGUUCCAUCAAGUUCGCGUGCCUGUAGAAGAUCGAGAUGUGAUGAGAUUUCUAUGGUGGCCAGACUGCAAAAUGACACAACAGCCCAAGAUAUAUUGGAUGUGUGUGCACCUGUUCGGCGGGACUUGGAGUCCAAGUUGCUGCAAUUUCGCUAUGCGCCAGACAGCCGAUGAUAACCAGGAUGACUUCUCCGCUGAAACUGUAGAGAUUGUGAAGCGCAAUUUCUACGUUGACGAUUGCCUAGUUUCAGUGGAGACCGAAGAGGAAGCUGUGAAAUUGUCAUCCGAGCUCAAAACUCUACUGCAAAAAGGAGGGUUCAAGUUGACCAAGUGGUUGAGUAACAGACCAAGCGUUCUGAAGUCCUUCCCCAUAGAAGAAAGGGCUAAACAACUGAAAGAUCUUGACCUAAACCAUGAUGAGCUACCAGUUGACCGAGCACUGGGUGUCAGCUGGGAUGUUGAAAGAGACAGUUUAGGAUACAAAUUGGCAAUCAAAGACAAGCCAAUAACAAGGCGUGGACUACUUAGCAUUGUGUCAUCAAUCUACGACUCCUUGGGAUAUGCAAAUCCAUUCAUCCUGAGAGCUAGACUACUGCUGCAGAAACUGACUCGACUCAAACUAGGAUGGGACGAGCCGUUACCAGAAGUGCAGAAACAAGAAUGGGAAAAUUGGACAGAGGAGUUACCUUGA
This is a messenger RNA of Asterias rubens (European starfish), 1977 nucleotides long. RefSeq lists its product as uncharacterized. The transcript has a single exon. The record is from RefSeq and is a predicted model, not a curated record. Lineage: Eukaryota; Metazoa; Echinodermata; Asteroidea; Forcipulatida; Asteriidae. Bases 1 to 1977 code for a protein of 658 amino acids.